Messenger RNA from Chaetomium strumarium, 3826 nucleotides. RefSeq lists its product as uncharacterized. Lineage: Eukaryota; Fungi; Ascomycota; Sordariomycetes; Sordariales; Chaetomiaceae. The coding region runs from base 470 to 3490 and encodes 1006 amino acids. The record is from RefSeq and is a predicted model, not a curated record. The transcript is spliced from 3 exons.
GUUGGGCGUCGCUUCUGUCCGUUGGAGCGGAGCAAGGCAGGGCGAGCAUCCGUCCCAAAGCCUCGAUACAUAUCGUACAGUACAGGCCAAGGCCAAGGCCCGUCCGCUUACUGAGUGUUCUGCAGGAUUUGAUCAUCUGAAGCUCGUACAUGCACAUACAUAACCGGCAAAUCCUUCGCAAUGCCUGGUCGGAAAACAUGCACCACACAUGCGUCAACAGCAGGACCCUCCAGUCCAGCCCCUGCUCUGUCAUCCUCGUCCCCCAGCCACAGCUCUUCGCACUUGGAUCCUUUCUCAGUAUAGGUAGCCACGGAAAUUCGGAAGGGUUCAAGCUUGCCCUAACUAUGAUGAGGAUCGUUCCCCCUGUGUCUGCAUAAACCUUCUUCCUUAAACACAAAGCAUUGCCCAGUCCUGUUGUGUAUCCUCCUAUGUGUUCCCGACGCACACGCUUCCCAGCUCGGCUUCCGCCAUGGAAACGGUAAUACCGCCGCGGGGCCAUGAACCAUCCACCUACGGGUACACAUGGGACGAAACCGGCGAGGUGAUGCAGGCCACAAGAGUGAGAGACUCACGCUCAUUCUCAACCCAACAACGUCUCACUCCAGGGCGGCAAUCAGCACCCUGGCCGUUCCAGAGCGUCGUGACGACAACAACAACAAUAACAGACGCCGAGAUCCCCAUCAGCCCUGUCUCGACCUCGCCACCAUCACCAUCCUACUACCACAACCGGCCGUCAACAAUAACAGCAACCACAACAACAACAACAACAACAACAAGACGGUCAACAUAUCAGCCGUACCGACCUCCUUUAAGUAACACCAACGACAGCUGGCACAGCAGCAGCGGAGAAGGAGAAGGAGUAGGAGAAGGAGAAGGUGACCUAGCAGCAGCAGCCCCAGCGGAGCGAGACAUCGUCCCAGACUCCUAUGUCGUCAACUUCCUAACAAGCGGCCGGGGCUGCGAGCCCACCACCACCACCACCACUACCACCCGGGAGACAGCAACAGCACCACAGGGCGGCGGCGCACAUGUCGAUCCACUGCGGGGCAAUCCUGUCUUCUACUUCUACCACAACCACCACCACCACGGAGACGAAGACGAAGGGCGGCGGACAGCCGCCACGCCCCAGCGCCGCGGCGUGGACAUUGUGGACCCGCAGCUCCUCCCGAGCUCACAGCAGCAGCAGCACCGGUCGAGGGUGGCGGACUUUGAGGGCUUCGACUUCGGCAAUGAUGACGCGUUCGAUUCACUGCUGGAGCGUGUGGAUAGCCGCGAGGGGGCGGAUGGCGACAACCUUGAUGAGCAGGAGGAGGAAGGCGAAGGGGAGGGGGAGGGGGUGGGGGAACAGCGGCGGUUUUUGGCUUCUUCCGGGGAAGACGGAGGUCAGGACUUUGGGGGUGAAAAGGGCGAUGGCGCCGGCGGUGGCGGUGGGGGUGGGAGGAGCAGCGGGUGGUGGAAGAAAUGCUGCGAGGGAAUUGGUGGUGGUGGUGGUGGUGGUUGUGGUGACGGGUGGCGAGCCGCGGUUGCGAUGAUUGUGCUGGCGACGUUCACCAUACUGAUCGCCGGCUUCGUGUGUCUUGUCGUGGCCAUAACGGGCGUGUCGCCGGCGGAGGAUGGGCGGACGGCCGUCUUCGCGGGAUCCUGCACCACAGCGAGGGCGAUUGAUAGGGGACUGCACGCCGCUAUCAAUGUUCUUGUUGUCGUGCUGGUCGCUGGGGCUAACUACACCUUUCAGAUCCUCAGCAGCCCAACGAGGAGCGAGGUCACGGCAGCGCACCAGGGGAGGGAGUGGUUGGAUAUUGGCGUCCCGUCGUUCCGGAACCUCGGGCGCAUCCGGGGCAGCCGGACGCUGUUGGCUGUUGUGCUUCUGGCGACGGCUGUCUCGACGCAGAUGUUGUAUAAUGCUGUAAUAUUCGUCUCACAAACGGCGCCGAGCCUCAAGGCAGUCGUGGUAGGAGAGUCUUUCCUCGAGGGCAGCCCCUUCAGCAACGGCGACGCAGAGACCGUGGGCGGACUCAGCCGCCAUGAACUCUUACUCCUCCAGCGGCGGGCAGCGCGGGAUGAGCUUGUUCGUCUGUCCACACCUGUGUGCAUCGACCACUUCAGCGGAGCUUUCCAGGAAGAAUACUCGGCUGUACUCGUAAUAUCUAAUAACAAACCGCCCAUCUCAGAGAGCUCCGACAUCAGAAGAACGACUGCCAGCGAUAUCCGGUACUGUCUCGCCCAACCCGCAUCUGCUCCAACAUGUGAAGUCAACCUGAACGCGUCCCUGCUGGGGACCGUCUCCCUCCUCAAUUCGAUCGCCCUCGUCGCCACUGCCGCUGUCCUGUUCAUGCGCCCAUCAUCCUUCCGCCCGCUCGCUACCCUCGGCGACGCCAUCUCCUCUUUCCUCGAGGAAGCCGACCCAAUGACGCAAGGAAGCUGCCUCCUCUCCAAGGCCGACGUCUGCCAGGGCCGUUGGCCGCUCACGGAAGCCAAGUUCUGGCUUCCCAAGAACCACUACUGGCUGCACAGUGUUUCCUUUCCCCGCUGGGUCGUCGCCUUCUUCAUCUGGGCAACCUGCGUCGGCCUCGCAGCCACGGCACUGGCCAUCUCAAUCCCCAACCCCGACGACGACGACUCCUCCGCCGCACGACUCUCCCCCUUCGGCACCGCGUCUCCGCACACCCUACUCCUACUACCAGCGAACACCCCGGCCGCAGCCGCCGCCGUCGUCGCCAGCCUGCCCCAACUCCUCCUCGCAGCCCUCUACUUCGCCACCAACGCGCUGCUGACAAGCUACUUCCUCUCGCACGAAUCCUCCCUCUUCGCGCUCAAGCCCGCCCGGCCCUUGCGCGUGUCCGCCGCCGCCAACCCGGCCGGGUGGCAAACGACCUCCCUGCACCUCACCCUCCCGGGCCCCGUCUCAGCGCUGCUCAUGGCCCUCUUCACGGCAAUGUCCUUCGUCCUGAGCCGGAGCAUCUUCGCCGUCUCGGUGCACCUCGUCGACGUCCCGCUCCUUGACCUUGCCUCCUCCUCCUCCACCGCCCCACCACCACCAAACCCUCCCUCCGAAACAACGAAGCGAAUAAUAGUCGGCCUCGGCCUGAGCGGGGCGGGGCUGCUCGCCCUACUCUCUUUGUUAGCUGCCCUCGCCGCGGGCGUGAUAGCCCUCGGUCUACGCCGCGCACCCCCCGCCGCAGGCGGCACCGUGAGCAGCGGCGGCGGCGAAGAAGAAAUGGUCGGCAACCCGAUGGCGCUUCCCGCCGGUUCGUGCAGCGCUGUCAUCAGUGCGCGGUGUCACCCCCUUGCGAGGGAGCGGACUACUAUUACUACUAGUGCUACUACUAGUACUACUACUGCUGCUAGAGAAGGGGCGCGGGAGCUGCUGUUGUGGGAGAAACCGGUUAUGUGGGGGGUCGUGAGGGAAGGGGUUGGCUUCGCGCCCAGUCAUUGUGCGUUUACCGCCGGUAGGGCCGGGGUUGUUGGGGCUGGGCGGAAUUAUGCUUGAUUUUGAUUUUACGGGACAUAUUUGAUGAUACUUUAUGAGUACCUAGAGGAUUCCUAUUGGGAAGGAAUGGGUUAGAUUAGUGAGUGCUGAUGAGGUUUGGCGUUUUCGGUGUUUUUGGAACCACGGAUGGGCCGGUAGGGAAUGGGAUUAGAACGGCGUGAUGGUUGGACUUGUUUAACAUGUGCAGUUUGUUGUUGUACAUCCCGUUCGUUAUAUACCCUCGAGCAUGGGAAAAUGGAAAGACAGAUGCUGCAUAGGUGGGAAUCACAACACCUGUACAGGGACUCGGGGUUUCCAUCGCAAGUGGUGGUGAAAUGGUUCGGCCUUUCAACAGCC